Messenger RNA from Aspergillus wentii DTO 134E9, 1626 nucleotides. Its product is annotated as serine/threonine-protein kinase. The transcript is spliced from 5 exons. Gene Ontology annotation, molecular function: calmodulin binding; calcium/calmodulin-dependent protein kinase activity; ATP binding. The record is from RefSeq and is a predicted model, not a curated record. Gene Ontology annotation, biological process: protein phosphorylation; cellular response to oxidative stress. Bases 115 to 1302 code for a protein of 395 amino acids. Lineage: Eukaryota; Fungi; Ascomycota; Eurotiomycetes; Eurotiales; Aspergillaceae.
UUUUCUCUUCCGAUCCCGCACGUAUCACCGUCAUCACAGCUUGCAUUCCCUCGUCUUCUUUGAACGCUCUAUAACUCUCCCUUGAGUAUACACGUCGCUUGUCAUUCCCCGCAAAUGGCUUCGCAAACUCCGACGAACCAGCGACCCAAGGUUCAACCUUGCCGUUACAAGACAGGAAAGACACUGGGAGCUGGCUCCUACUCUGUCGUCAAGGAAUGUGUGCACAUCGAUACAGGCCGGUACUAUGCCGCAAAGGUCAUCAAUAAACGAUUGAUGGCAGGGCGUGAACACAUGGUUCGAAAUGAGAUUGCGGUGCUCAAGAGAGUGUCGAUGGGACACCAAAACAUCCUGACUUUGGUCGAUUACUUUGAGACUAUGAAUAACCUUUACUUGGUUACUGAUCUCGCUCUUGGUGGAGAGCUGUUUGAUCGCAUUUGCCGUAAAGGUAGCUACUACGAGUCCGAUGCUGCGGACCUCAUUCGUGCCGUUCUAUCUGCGGUCGCCUAUCUCCAUGAUCACGGAAUCGUACACCGCGAUCUAAAACCCGAGAACCUGUUGUUCCGUACCCCAGAGGACAAUGCGGAUUUGUUGAUUGCGGACUUUGGCUUGUCGAGAAUUAUGGAUGAGGAACAAUUUCACGUUCUCACAACGACAUGUGGUACGCCGGGAUAUAUGGCACCUGAGAUUUUCAAGAAAAGUGGCCAUGGAAAACCAGUAGAUAUCUGGGCCAUCGGCGUCAUCACUUACUUUUUGCUAUGCGGUUACACACCCUUUGAUCGCGACUCCAACCUGGAAGAGAUGCAGGCCAUCCUUGCAGCUGACUAUUCCUUUACACCUCUUGAGUACUGGCGUGGUGUCUCACAAUCAGCUCGGGAUUUCAUCAAUCGUUGCUUGACUAUCGAACCCUCGAAGCGAAUGACAGCCCACGAGGCACUUCAGCAUGUCUGGGUUAACCCGCCAUACGACCCUGUCACUGAAAACGGUCAAGACCUACUCCCGACCGUCAAGAAGAACUUCAAUGCCCGACGAACACUACACAAAGCUAUCGAUACUGUCCGGGCAAUCAACAAACUCCGCGAGGGUGGCGGGCUAAUGAUGGAUGGUGUGAUGAGUGUCGACCCGAAGCCGGAACGUGUCAAUGGAAACGAUGUCAUCGAGGAGAAAAACCACGGAUACGAUGGACACAUGGAUAUUGACAGCCGUAGCAACGCUCGUGGGCAGACUGAGGAGCAGAUCCGAGCUCAGGAACGAAGAGUGAAAGAAAUGGUGGCUGGGCUAUGGAGUAAAUCCGUCAAGAAAUGAUGGGAUUCCACAAGCAUCUCCUUUUUCUUUUUUGGAGGCUGGCUUUCAUCUUUAUACCUUGGAAUGACGGUAGUGACUAGUGGGGGGGGGUAGUAGAUUCUUGAUAUUGGUAGAGAAUAAAUUCAAAUUUCCAUAAACGCCUUUGCCUCUCAUCAUGUCAUAUCUAGAUCCCGUCGAGACUGGGGCCUCUAUCCCUCCAGACCAAAGUAUAGCUGUCUCUGACAAGCUGUCUGUCAUCUUUAAAUCAUCUAGCCGAGUUAAACAGCAUUUCCUCUCCGUCUUCCAGAGACAGAACCCAUUUCCGCCAUUCCUGCCAUUCGGCGU